Molecule: messenger RNA, 1705 nt
Organism: Ochotona curzoniae (black-lipped pika)
Lineage: Eukaryota; Metazoa; Chordata; Mammalia; Lagomorpha; Ochotonidae
Gene: PLEKHB1
Product: pleckstrin homology domain containing B1
Exons: 8
Coding region: 29-760 (243 amino acids)
Biological process (GO): regulation of cell differentiation
Cellular component (GO): membrane
Source: RefSeq, a predicted model, not a curated record
GAAAUGCUGUCCUGGCCGCCCGGGAACCAUGAGUCCCGCAACCCCGGUCCCACCCGACUCCACCCUGGAAAGUCGUUUCGAAGAAAUGGCCCUGGUGAGGGGCGGCUGGCUGUGGAGACAGAGCUCCAUCCUGCGCCGUUGGAAACGCAACUGGUUUGCCCUGUGGCUGGAUGGGACCCUGGGCUACUACCACGAUGAGACGGCCCAGGACGAAGAGGACCGCGUGCUCAUCCACUUCAAUGUCCGUGACAUAAAGGUUGGCCAGGAGUGCCACGACGUGCAGCCCCCAGAGGGCCGGAGCCGAGACGGACUGUUGACUGUGAGCCUGCGCGAGGGCGGCCGCCUGCACCUGUGUGCUGAGACCCAGGAUGACGCCAUAGCAUGGAAGACGGCGCUGAUGGAGGCCAACUCCACCCCGGCCCCGGCUGGAGCCACCGUUCCUCCCAGGAGCCGCCGGGCUUGUCCCAAGGUCCGGUGUGUGACCCGCUCAUGGAGCCCCUGUCAGGUUGAGAGGCGGAUCUGGGUGCGUGUCUACAGCCCGUACCAGGAUUACUACGAGGUGGUGCCUCCCAACGCACACGAGGCCACUUAUGUCCGCAGCUACUAUGGCCCGCCCUAUGCAGGCCCCGGCGUGACACACGUGAUAGUGCGGGAGGACCCCUGCUACAGCUCGGGCGCGCCACUGGCCAUGGGCAUGCUGGCUGGCGCUGCGACGGGGGCUGCGCUUGGCUCGCUCAUGUGGUCCCCGUGCUGGUUCUGAGCGUGUAGCCUGCCAGCUCUGGCCUCCUCGGGGACCCCCCUGCUCUGCAUACCACCCACCACAGCCCCUUCCUCACCUAGCUCCUCCUAGGCUUGGACCAUCCCUGCUGCCUCACUAGUAGCUCUGGAAGCUCCUCCUAUCUACUGCCGGACACAAGGAAGUCCCUCCCAGACACAGGUGCAGGCCCCACACUGGGCCACAACCACAACUGAGUUCCCUGAGGCCCCUGGCGGCUUCUGCCCUCACUCCCUGAGGAGCUUCAGGCCUGAUGGGUGGAAGAUAAGGGGUACACACUUUAGAAAGCUACGGAACUCUCAGUUCUUUGCCUAGGUCUUGGGGCCAGGCAGGUAGGCUGGGAACCGUACUGUGUGUCCAAGGAGUCGCAAGGAAGUACGUCGGGCUGGAGGGAGGCAGGGUCAGCCCAAGAUGGUUAACAGGGGAGAAGUUAGUUUGUGGUGGAGGAAAGCUAAUGGACGGCACCUUUUGUGGAUUUACUGCCUGCUUUGUUAACAAUGACACAUAUCCAGGUCCCAAUACCCCUAUCUUCCUGCGACCAGCUUCCAGGGUGUCCUGUUCCCCAAGAUAACAACUGAGCUGCUCCUGGUUGGGGGCCAAGCCCUGCUUGGGACCUCCUGCCCUGGAAGCUGCCUCUGUCAGGAAAUGCCUUUGUGGUUCCUGGAUCCAAGAGCUCAGCUGUGAACCUGGAGUGGUGGCUGUGGCCACCUAGGCUCCUCUUCCUCUCCUCUGGGGUCUGCUCCAGCCUGGGAAGCUUGUGUGCCUGCCUACAGAUGGCUGCCCUUGGUCCUGUUCCAACCCUGCCCCCAUCACCAAUAGAAAGGCUAACAUUCCUGCCCAGUAGCCAGAGUGGCCCCUGAAUGUCCCCCCAGACAGCGGGGGACCCCCACUGGCUCUGCUGCAGACAUUAAUAAAAGUGUGGCUGGCUCU